GUUACACAGUCAAUCGAGUCCUCUCUCACUCAUCACUCUUUCCUGCUUUAUCUAGUUUUUAAUACCAGCGCAAGUUCUGAUUGCUGCUGCUUUUCUGCUUUUGUCAAGAUAAAAAUCCUUCCUAACUUAUUCUACCAGUUCAUCAACGCUGUUAAAAGGAACAGACCGAAAAGAGUUCAGUAGUUCUGCCCUUACUGUACACGUAAAGAUCAGUUGAGGUGACAUGAACAUGGAUGGUCAAUUAUUGGAACCUACAUUGUAUACAGUGAAAGGAAUGGCUAUUCUUGAUAAUGAUGGCAAUCGAAUUCUGGCAAAAUAUUACGACCAAAAUGUCUUUCCUACAUCGAAAGAGCAGAAGACCUUUGAGAAAAACUUGUUCAACAAAACACAUAGAGCCAAUACCGAGAUUAUCAUGCUAGACGGUCUGACAUGUGUUUACAGAAGUAACGUAGAUUUGUUUUUCUAUGUCAUGGGCAGCUCGCAUGAAAAUGAGUUGAUAUUAAUGAGUGUUCUGAACUGCUUAUAUGACUCUGUCAGUCAAAUCCUUAGGAAGAACGUGGAAAAGAGAGCAGUCUUGGACAGUUUAGACAUAGUAAUGUUAGCAAUGGAUGAAAUUUGUGAUGGAGGUAUAAUUUUGGAUGCGGAUGCAACAAGUGUGGUACAGAGGGUUGCAUUACGAACAGAUGACAUUCCACUUGGGGAACAAACGGUAGCACAGGUUUUACAGUCAGCCAAGGAACAGCUUAAAUGGUCAUUAUUAAAAUAAAUAAUCUCUGUUUUUUUUAUAUACAAGUCUCUUUAUGUUCAUUCACGACGCAUACAUACUAUAAAAUGUUAUUAUUAUUAUUAUUGUUAAUUGAUAUUGUAUAGAAUUAAAAGUCUUAAUUGGGAAA
Dinoponera quadriceps is the source of this 893-nucleotide messenger RNA. It is a transcript of the gene zetaCOP, whose product is annotated as coatomer subunit zeta-1. Bases 224 to 766 code for a protein of 180 amino acids. The record is from RefSeq and is a predicted model, not a curated record. The transcript is spliced from 5 exons. Gene Ontology annotation, biological process: retrograde vesicle-mediated transport, Golgi to endoplasmic reticulum; intra-Golgi vesicle-mediated transport; intracellular protein transport. Lineage: Eukaryota; Metazoa; Arthropoda; Insecta; Hymenoptera; Formicidae. Gene Ontology annotation, cellular component: COPI vesicle coat.